Messenger RNA from Zingiber officinale, 882 nucleotides. RefSeq lists its product as uncharacterized. NCBI's taxonomy places the organism in Eukaryota, Viridiplantae, Streptophyta, Magnoliopsida, Zingiberales, Zingiberaceae. Bases 1 to 882 code for a protein of 293 amino acids. The transcript has 2 exons. The record is from RefSeq and is a predicted model, not a curated record.
AUGGACGAGGGUGUUCCAGUGGAAGAGGCUGAGAGAGAGAAAGAAAAAAUGCGAUCUUUAUCUAGUUUGAUCACUGGUUUGAGCCUCGUGUCAAUUUUACUCGUCUUUGCUCUACUUGCAAAAGUCUACAUGUUCUUGAGGAAGAAGAGAAACAACAGAGCCAUUGAGGACAACUCUAACAUCCCUAUCAAGCAACUUCACUAUCCCUUCUGUUGGACCUGGAAAAGACCGUCUCCCAUGGUCAUCCACCAGCAAGAGAGUUCUACUUCAGUGGACUUAGCCGCCCAAUCUGAUCAACUUCACUUAAACCCUAGCAAAGACACCGUGGAAGCAGAGCUGAUGAGGCUCUACAACCUCGGAGGCCCCCCGAGGCUUCUCUUCACCAUCAAAGAGGAGACGAAGGAGGACAUGGAGUCUGAGGAUGGCAGGUCCACAGGAAGGAGAAGCAUCAAAUGCUAUGGUGGAAAGAGCCUGAGUGAUCUGUUCAACUCUUCUGAUCACACCCCAUUGACAACUUCCCCUCCCAUGAGUCCCUUGGAUUGUCGCACAGGAAGUGGAUUCAAUUUCAACCCCCUCUUUGAAUCCUCAAAGGAAGAAGACUUUACCAGGAUGUGGUCCUCUCCGUCGCCCAAAUUCAAGUUCUUGAAGGAUGCUGAGCUAAAAUUUUACAGGAAGAUCCAAAUGGAAGAGGCAAAAAAGGCUGAUGCAAGUGGUGAAAUGGUUGACAAUUCGGAAAAGCAAAGCAUAGGCUAUGAUGAGGAAGAAGGAGAUGAAACUAAUUUCAUCAGCAUAGUGAUCGGAAAGACCAGAGACGGAGAGAAGCAACAGCAUUCAAGCUCCUCACAGGUGAUGCCAUUGUCUUCUCCUAUACUAUUCAAGUGA